Messenger RNA from Danaus chrysippus (African queen), 480 nucleotides. The record is from the annotation of a GenBank genome assembly. NCBI's taxonomy places the organism in Eukaryota, Metazoa, Arthropoda, Insecta, Lepidoptera, Nymphalidae.
AUGCUGAUCGUGCUGAAUAUUGGGCUUAGCUCGGAUCGUGGAGGGGUGGGGAAGUGGUAUGUCGGGGGGGGAGGGUUAAGGCAAGCAAGAACUUCUUCCGCGCAUACGUAUAGACGUAUAGAACACAAUGCGGCAGCGUUCUGCGUCGACGUGGGAACGACGCCCGUGCGCCAGCGUACUAGCAGCCUGAACACACAUAAAUACAUACAACAUGGCAACCACUGGCAUACCACCACCGACCGAAGACGGGGACGCCUGCGGAGCGAUCUCUUGGAGACUGGAGACUGGAGUGUCAGCAGGCCGAGCCUCCCCUCUACCCCGCUGCCCCGUCCUCCCCCCUUCCACCAGAGCCCCCCACCGUCCCCACAGCCCCCUCCCUUCCCUCCCUUUAGCGCUCGUCACUACGCCAUCGCACUCUAUUACGCGCUGCCAUUCGCUGUCCGGUCGUCGUCCUCUUUAGUCGCGCCUUCAAUAGUUUAA